AUGGGAAUUGAUCAUACUGAGCCUUUAAUUAAGCUUAGCCUUCAUCAUCUGAAAACUAGCAAAGCUUUGAGGAACUGGGGCUGGGAGACUUUUGGAAAUGUUUUUUCCAAUGCCAUAUCUGCUGAGAAGGAAGUUGAGAGGCUUGAGGCUGCUGUUCAGAAUAAUGCUGCCACUGAAACUGAGUUGCUCACUACCCAAACUAAUCUGAAUAAAGUUAUUGACAUCCAAGACAUGCUACUCAAACUGAAAGCUUCUAUCAACAUUUUUACUGAAGGGGACAGAAACACUAAAUGGCUUAAUGACAAUGAACUUAUAGCUAAGGAUGUAGUUAUGUACUAUAGCUCCCUCCUGAACUCUUCUGCUGAUCUCAUUUCUGAUUAUGAAGACUACUUUACUGAAGAAUCAAGUUACACCAGUCAGCUAAAUCUCACUGAACUCCCUUCAGAUGAGGAAAUUUGGGAAGCAUUGAACACAAUUGACAGCUCUAAAGCAGCUGGCCUUGAUGGCUUCACCGCUGACUUCUAUAAAAAAGCCCGGCACAUUAUCAAGAAGGAGGUGGUUGAGGCAAUCAGAAGCUUCUUUAGUGGAGCCAAUCUCUCUAGCUAUUUUGUUAACACAUCUAUUGUGCUUACUCCUGUGCUUACUCCUAAAGUUACUCCUAAAGAAGAUCUACAGAAGACUUGGGAACAUUUCAAUCCUAUCAGCCUUACAUCUUUCAUAAGCAAACUCAUAAACAAGAAACAAGAUCAUAGUCAGAAGAAUACUUCAGCCCCAUCUUCACAGGAUUAUCUGUCCAAACCAAACUGCUUUCAUUAA
Molecule: messenger RNA, 816 nt
Organism: Phalaenopsis equestris
Lineage: Eukaryota; Viridiplantae; Streptophyta; Magnoliopsida; Asparagales; Orchidaceae
Exons: 2
Coding region: 1-816 (271 amino acids)
Source: RefSeq, a predicted model, not a curated record